AUGAGUUUUUCCAACAGGUUCUUUACUUCAAAAUCCAGUCAGACGUGGACUAACGGCUCUCUUCAGCUCAAACCAUGCUGUGUCUCCAUCAGCCAGCUGGCCAUACGGCCACCCGAAGGCACCUCCUCCUUCAAACGGCUCCCUGAACUGAUGACGGAACUUUUCCAGAUUCUCAGUGACCAAAUCAACAGAGAUCCCACAGUUAUGGACGCCAAGCUGGCCGACUACAUUUUCUUCCCGCUAUCUCAUGUUUUCCGCAAUCAGGAGCAAUACCCGAAGCGUCUAGUCGAGCUCGCCAUCAAGUGUCUUACGAUCGUCAUUAUCCAUGGCUGGAAAUCAGACAUAUCGCCGGAUAUCAUGCAGCAGCUCCUGAUGCUUCUUACGUUCAUCGUCGGAGGAGUUCCAGGUCGCGAGGGAGCCAGUGACCCCCCCGAGGAAACCGAGCUUGAGUCUCUGAGGGCCUUGACCGCGCUGAUAACGGUGACCGGUUCUUCUGCCACGGCGGCACCAGCUUUGACUGAGGAAAAAAUGGUGCCAACUCUCGGCCACACCAUUUCAGUUAUCCUCGGAUGCGUUACGGACGGAAGAACAUCCGCGAUUCAACUUGAAGCCCUACGAACUCUGGGCUCUUUCUACGCAGGUGUCAGAGACCACGCCGCUCUCGCUUCGUUUCUUCCUGGAGUGGUAUCCUCUUUGACGAAACUCCUGGCCAAACCUCAUAGAGAGAAGAUACGAGUACUCGUCACAUCCAUACAGUCCUUGAAGCUUGUUCUCGUUCAAGUUUUAGGCGAUGUCAAGACUCGAACAAUAACCGCGAGAUCGCCCCCUGAGACUCCUACCGAUUCCGAGAAAGGGCAAAUACUGAGCCCAUCAUGGUUGAAAGCAACGGCAUCGCAGAUCAAGCUGGCUAUGGCAACUAUUCUGAAGCUGCGUACUCACGACUCCCCAGAUGUGCGUGAUGCGCUGCUCGCACUGGCGCUGGGACUUCUUGAUGAGUGUCAUACCUCAUUGGAGGCUUGCGCGUCAAUUUUGGUCGAGACAGCAAUGAUACUUUCCUCCACAGACCAAGCUGUGUCCCUGUCUUCGACGAGUCUGCAAGACUUGGCGAUUAUCUACCCUGAGCUUGGAGAGAUUGUCAAGGUCAACUGUUACAACUGGAUUACUAGCUUGCCUCGGAUAAUGCAAUCCGCCGACGAAGGCAAUAAACAGGCGGCCAUCCAGAACCUUAUGAAGGGUAUGUCUAUGGUGGCCGAUUUGCAGUUAGAUUCGUCACUUCUCGAUGAGUCAAUCGCCGCAGCUCUAAGAGAUAGUGUCACAUCUUUGGUUAGCAGCACCAAAUCAACCAAAGUCAUGGACGAGGUAUCAACAGAUUCCUCGUGGUACAGCCAAGACGUGGUGAAGUCGGGAGAAACAUCCCGGAGUUACCAAAUUGUUUUGCUGAACCAAGAGAGCCAGGCAGGCACAAGGUCAGCAAUGCUCAACCUGUUGUCACGAGUCGGUCCAGCGUCUCAGCAGACAAAACUUGCCGCCGAGAUGCUAGAUUAUGCCCGGGAUGUCACAGGUGACGCUCAGACAGCUUCUUUUUGGUUGAGUUUUGAGCUCAUCAAGGCUGCUCUGUCACGCUCCGACGACCUGGACGAGCUUCUCGAUUUCUCCACAUUGAGCCCCUCCAGCGAAGACGCUAACAAUGUAUUUCAAGAACUAUACUCGCAAGCGGUUCUUAUUCUCGACUCUCAUUCAGAACUUUCCGAGGUCGACUGGAGGCUGGAGGCGACGGCGCUUGAAGUAACUUCAUUUGCGGCAGCCCGUUCAAGAGAAGCUUUUAGGCCGGAGCUCAUUGAUGUUUUGUACCCAAUCACCACGUUUCUGGGUUCCCCAAGUCCUCAUCUCAGGGAACACGCCAUCACAACACUCAACAUCUUGGCCGCAUCCUGUGGAUACCAAAACGUCUCCGAGUUGGUCAUUGAAAAUGUUGACUACAUGAUCAACUCGGUUUCACUACGGCUGAACACAUUUGACAUUUCUCCGGCAUCGACGAAAGUGCUGGUAAUGAUGACUCGUCUUACCGGGCCGCGCCUGCUUCCGUACCUGGAUGAUGUGGUGGCAUCGAUCUUCGCUGCAUUGGACAAUUAUCACGGCUAUCCUAUCUUCGUGGAAAGCUUAUUCUCGGUUCUCAAAGAAGUAGUCAACCAAGGCGCAAAAUCAGAAAACCUCCUGCUUGAAGGCCGACAAAAUGGAUCUGGGAAUCACAAGAAAGCCGUCGGCAAGCCGGUAACAAUAGACGACAUAGUUGAUUUAUUGAAGAGACGAUUAGAACGACAGAAGCGAGCAGAAGAGGAAGCAAACGUCGAGGAGACCAACCGACAUCCGCAACAGCCUUGGGGCCCAGGAGACGGCAAGCACAAGGAGGGCUGUGAAGACGAAGAGCAGGCGAAUGACGAGGUUGAAAAAGAGCAGCCACCAAAGACUCCGACAUACACCUUGCUCGAGAAGAUCACCAGUCUUACUCAGCAUUAUCUUACUUCGCCAAGUCCUACCCUGCGCAAAUCCUUACUUGACCUCUUGGCGACUGUCUCUCCCGCUCUCUCUGGGGACGAAAACUCGUUCCUGCCUCUUAUCAACAGUGUCUGGCCGGUUGUUACAGGCAGACUAUACGACCAGGAAGCUUUCGUGGUCAUAUCAGCGUGCGAUGCUCUGUGUAUGUUGUGUGUAACGGCUGGCGACUUUCUGAGCUCCAGAAUCAAGACCGAAUGGUGGGAUGGUCUUGGCAAAUGGUGCCGCACAAAAAAGCAGGAAGCAGUCCGCUCCCAGAGCAAGGGGAGGUCUUAUCAGGGGAGCAGCAACACCGAUAGACCAGCCGCGUCUGCGAGUCAUGGGAUACUCAUCCCCGUUCGGUCAGGUGGUGAUUUACUGGGCCAACAAGCCGCCGACAUUGCGAACAACUCUGGAUCUGGCGGGCUGGGUAGGUUCGCCCAAGCCGCGCAGGUCUGGGAGGCUGUUGUGCGACUGUUGGUGGCAAUCGUGUCUCACGUUCGUAUCGAGGCCGAGAUAUUCGACGAGUUCCUAGACCUCUUGGCCGACGUGCUCGACAAAAACCCCGAAGCACGCCAAGCGCUUGAAGUCGUCAACGCUGACGCUGUGUGGUUCGCCUUGUAUCAACGGGGGCACAUUCAACCGUUGCCAACGCCGCAACUCGAAGGGCACAAGUUUGUGCCGCUCCCCAGCCUGGGUUGA
Colletotrichum karsti is the source of this 3234-nucleotide messenger RNA. Its product is annotated as HEAT repeat protein. The transcript has a single exon. Gene Ontology annotation, biological process: chromatin remodeling. The record is from RefSeq and is a predicted model, not a curated record. Gene Ontology annotation, cellular component: cytoplasm. Lineage: Eukaryota; Fungi; Ascomycota; Sordariomycetes; Glomerellales; Glomerellaceae. The coding region runs from base 1 to 3234 and encodes 1077 amino acids.